GCUCAGGAAUUUACGAAGUUAGAAAAACUUAUUGUCCCAAAGAAACCGAACUGUUCAGAGGGAAAAGAUGAAUCUGUUUGGGAAUCUGUUAAGCCCGUUGAACAAUUGUCCCCCCGGGGAUAGGGUCCCGGAAAUGAGUCCACAACUCCUGAAAAUCAUGAGUUUUUUCAAAGCACCGGAUCCACCCGAGAUCCCAGCGUGGGAAAUAGGACUGAAAAUCGCCUUCUACAUUCCGUCUAUUGUCAUUAACCUUGUCGGAAACAGUCUGGUGAUCUUGAUUCUGGCUUUCAACAAGAAGAUGAGAACCACCACAAACUUACUUAUACUGAACUUGAGUGUUUCGGAUAUAUUGGUCGCUUGCUUUUGUUCCUGGAUUCAUUUGGUCUCACAAGUGACAGCUGGUAACCAGUGGAUAUUUGGCGCAUUUAUGUGUAAAUUCAGUUCUUUUGCUCAAGUUGCGGCCUUGACCUCAAGUGUUUUGACCUUGACCGUCAUUUCCUUGGAGAGAUUUCAAGCGAUUGUGUUUCCACUGAAGCGGAAGUUGUCCCACAAUAUCACUAUGGUGGUGAUCGUCUGCUCCUGGAUUAUAUCCAUGGGGACGGCCUCCCCCUAUUUAUUUGUUAAAGAACAGAGUGAGCGACAAUAUUCAGACAUGUUGCAAGUACUGUGUAAGGAGAACUGGCCGUCAUAUUAUAUUGGCCUCGAUGAAGAUGGGAAAUGCGAGACAGACCAGCCUGGAAUGAGGCUAUAUUUCACUCUGACCUUCGUCAUCAUGUACGCCAUGCCAAUUCUAGUUAUGGGAGUCACCUACAGUAUUAUAACGUGGACCCUCAUGACACGUAAGGGGCCCGGGGGUAAAGGAACCUCCUCCAUAGACAGGGCCAGAAAAAAGAUCAUCCGCAUGUUGAUAAUGGUUCUGGUGUUCUUUGUGAUCUGUUGGACUCCACAGUGGGGCCUACUCCUCAAUGAUGCAUACUUCCCACCAAAGGGAAAUCAAAAGAGAGACGAUUAUGUGGUAGCGUUGAAGUACAUGGCGCUGUAUAUUGCCUACACCAACAGCGCCAUCAACCCGAUCAUGUACGCAGGCUUCAACGAGAAUUUCCGGCGCGGGUUUUUGGACGCCUUCAAGUGCCGACUUUGGAGCAAGAAAAAUAGAAUACAUUCAGAUGUAGGGAAUUCAAACAUUCCUGCUGGGUCACUGCGGAACAACGCCGGAACGAGUAGGGGUGUGUCAGCGUUCACUAGAGCGACCAAAUCUGGGGGCGAGGACGACUCACAAGUUUACGGUGCUUCCAAAGACUAACAUUACAAACUAUUGUGAAGAAAAAAAUCCUUUGCCCCCUUUCAAAUUCAAUUGUAUUUUGAUACACUUUGUACAUUAUAUGUACAUUGUUUACACAGAAGACUCAUGGAAAAGUACAGUGUCGGAUAGACCGAGGGAAAUAAAGAGAAGCACCCUAGACAUUGAAUUACGUUGUGUUUGACUUUUUCAAAGCAGUCUCAGAGACAGAUUUUUGAAGCAA
This is a messenger RNA of Magallana angulata, 1523 nucleotides long. RefSeq names its product QRFP-like peptide receptor. Gene Ontology annotation, molecular function: neuropeptide Y receptor activity. Gene Ontology annotation, biological process: neuropeptide signaling pathway. Bases 68 to 1303 code for a protein of 411 amino acids. Gene Ontology annotation, cellular component: membrane. The record is from RefSeq and is a predicted model, not a curated record. The transcript has 6 exons. NCBI's taxonomy places the organism in Eukaryota, Metazoa, Mollusca, Bivalvia, Ostreida, Ostreidae.